Messenger RNA from Nerophis lumbriciformis (worm pipefish), 1730 nucleotides. Its product is annotated as ras-related protein M-Ras. Gene Ontology annotation, cellular component: membrane. Gene Ontology annotation, biological process: signal transduction. Gene Ontology annotation, molecular function: GTPase activity; GTP binding. The record is from RefSeq and is a predicted model, not a curated record. Lineage: Eukaryota; Metazoa; Chordata; Actinopteri; Syngnathiformes; Syngnathidae.
ACAAAGAUGAGCUACUCGACGUAUUGUUCCGCAGAUGUGGGAGGAAGGAGAGGAGGCGGCGACGCCUGGAAGCCAAGAGAGGCUGAAAAAUGAGGAUUACGGCGCUUUGAGGGACGUCCAUUAGCGUUCACGUCUUAUCGGCCCGAGCGUCGCAGCUGCCACGCACACGCCACCUUUCCACCUCUGCGGGGGUAGCCAUGGCGACCAGCGCCGUGCCAAGUGACAACCUGCCGACGUACAAGCUGGUGGUGGUGGGAGACGGCGGCGUCGGGAAGAGCGCGCUCACCAUCCAGUUUUUCCAGAAGAUCUUCGUACCGGACUACGACCCUACCAUAGAGGACUCGUACCUCAAACACACCGAGAUAGACGCGCAGUGGGCCAUACUGGACGUGCUGGACACAGCCGGCCAGGAGGAGUUCAGCGCCAUGAGGGAGCAGUACAUGAGGACGGGAGACGGCUUCCUCAUCGUCUUCUCUGUCACCGACAAGGCCAGCUUUGAACACGUUGACCGCUUCCAUCAGCUCAUACUGAGAGUCAAAGACAGGGAGGCCUUUCCUAUGGUCCUGGUGGCAAACAAAGUGGACCUGGUCCACUUGAGAAAGAUCACCACAGACCAGGGCCAAGAAAUGGCUGCGAAACAUAAUAUAACUUAUAUCGAAACCAGCGCCAAGGAUCCUCCGAUGAACGUGGACAAGGCCUUUCACGAGCUGGUCCGUGUUAUCAGGCAACAAGUCCCAGAGAAGAACCAGAAGAAGAAGAAGAAGAUGAAAUGGAGGGCAGAACGUUCCACAGGUUCUCACAGGCUCCGUUGUGUCAUAUUGUGACCUCCUUCCUCAUCACCACAUCACACGCACACACACACACACACACACACAUUAUGGGAUGUCAGGGAACUCGUCAGCAGUCCGUGACUACUGGAGCACAAGACGUUUUGUGGAUCAACAGGAGGAGUUUGUCCUCCAUUUUCCAAUGAAUAUUAUGAAUGUUGAUUUGAUGCAGACUCUGCGGAAAUGAAGACGACCAAUUUACGACUACAAAAAAGGGAAGGAUGUGCGCCCUCCCGCCACCAGGGGGAGCACCUGUGCUUUUUUUUAACGGCAGACGAAGGCCUGGUCACAUGACCAGAGGACCGCACAAAGACGUAAGAAGCUUUUGUUUUCUUAUCAGCUGUUUUUGUACGUCAUUCAUGCACGAUUCCAGUGAUCGUACUAAGUGGAGUAUUGGGGUCACAAGUCCUAAACACGUUUAUAUCAAAACUUGUAUUAUUCACCUAUAAUUACAAGUUUCAGUCGGGUUAAUAUUACAAAUAUUUUAAGUUAAAGUAGCAAUGAUUGUCACACACACACACUAGGUGUGGCAAAAUUAUUCUCUGCAUUUGACCCAUCACCCUUAAUCACCCCCUGGGAGGUGAGGGGAGCAGUGAGCAGCAGCGGUGGCCGCGCCCGGGAAUCACUUUUGGUGAUUUAACCCCCAAUUCCAACCCUUGAUGCUGAGUGUCAAGCAGGGAGGUAACGGAUCCCAUUUUUUAUGGUCUUUGGUAGAGAUGUCCGAUAAUAUCGGACUGCCGAUAUAAUCGGCCGAUAAAUGCUUUAAAAUGUAAUAUCGGAAAUUAUCAGUAUCGGUUUUUAAAAAGUAAAAUGUAUGACUUUUUAAAACGCCGCUGUGUACACGGACGUAGGGAGAAGUACAGAGCGCCAAUAAACCUUAAAGGCACUGCCUUUGCGUGCCGG